ACUCGAUGGAGCAGGCGUGCCUGCUGUGUCGCCGGGCAGAGGCUGACCCGGCUCUCUGCGGGGACAAACUGGAGAAGCGAGGGCUCUGUGCCCACGUCUUUUGCCUGCUUUUUGCCAACGAGCUUUUUCAGCGAGGGGACAGGGAAGCAGGACUCAUGGGAUUUCUCCCCGAGGAUAUUCGACGUACAAUCGCGCGGGCAGCGCAGAAGCACUGCUUCGUCUGUGGCGAGAGCGGGGCCGCCAUCUCCUGCUGGGAAAUGGGCUGCGACCGCAGCGUCCAUCUCCCCUGUGCCGUGGAGGGUGGAUGCGUCACCCAGUUCGCUCUUCGGUACAGGUCCUACUGCUGGCAGCACCGCCCAGAGCAGGCAGGGGAGGCGGCUCCGGAGGAGAACACCACCUGCCUCAUCUGCCUGAUCGUGGAGGAGAGAAAGUCCUACGGCACCAUGGUGUGCCCAGCGUGCAAACACGCCUGGUUCCACAGGGGGCUUGCAUCCAGGCUCUGUGCGCCGGCAUUUCUUGCUUUCCAGUGCCCACUCUGUAGAGAUAAGGAGCUCUUUCUCUCGGAAAUGCUCACCAUGGGCAUCCGAAUCCCCUUCAGACUGCCAUCGUGGGAGAACAGGCGUGCAUACGCAGCACUAAGUGAGAGGCACAGCCGCUGCGAUGCCAGGGAGUGCCUUUGUCCAGGAGGCAGGGAGCAGGCAGAGGAAGAGGGGCCCUGGCAACUGCUCCUGUGCUGCUCCUGCGCUGCCGAGGGCACCCACAGACGCUGCUCCGACCUGAGGAGCAGCACGGCCAGCUGGGAGUGCGACGCGUGUGCUGGCCUGGGCACCGCCUCCAGUGCCAGCUCGGAGCUCGCCGGCCCCAGCGCUGCCGGCCAGGCAGGAUCGGGGCCUUCCCACGGCUCGCCGGCACCCGACACCAGCAGCCCCAGCACCGCCAGCCAGCUGCCAGCGGGGUCCUCCUGCGGCUCCCCAGCGCUGGAGACCAGCAGCCCCAGCACUGGGAGCCAGGCGGAAUUCGGGCCACCCCACGGCUCCCUGGCACCGCAGACCGGCAGCCCCGGCAAUGCAGCAUCAGGGCCCCGGCCCGGAAGAUGCCACGACAGGAGCCGUGCGCCAGCACCAAGUGCUGAGAGCAGCACCCCCAGCCAGGCGGCGCUGGGGCCGUCCCACAGCUCCCCGGCACCCGAGACCAGCAGCCCCAGCACCGCCAGCCAGCUGCCAGUGGGGUCCUCCAGCGGCUCCCCACCGCCGGAGACCAGCAGCCCCAGCACCGCCAGCCAGCUGCCAGUGGGGUCCUCCAGCGGCUCCCCACCGCCGGAGACCAGCAGCCCCAGCACCGCCAGCCAGGCAGCAUCGGGGUCCUCCUGCGGCUCCCCACCACUUCAGGGCAGCAGCUGCUCCAGCCCCCCUGGGCCCGUGCGGGUGCGAGACCGCUCCCGCUUCCAACGCCGGGCCCAACAUCCCUACAGCCCGCCCGGAAGACGCCACGACAGGAGCCGUGCGCCAGCACCAAGUGCUGAGAGCAGCACCCCCAGCCAGGCGGCGCUGGGGCCGUCCCACAGCUCCCCGGCACCCGAGACCAGCAGCCCCAGCACCGCCAGCCAGGCAGCAUCGGGGUCCUCCAGCGGCUCCCCAGCGCUCGAGAGCAGCAGAAGCUCCAGCCCCCCUGGGCCCGUGCGGGUGCGAGACUGCUCCCGCUUGCAACGCCGGGAGCAAAACCCCUACAGCCGGCCCGGACGCCGCCACGGGACCAGCCGUGCGCCAUCCCCGAGCGCUGGUCCUGAUCCCCCUCCACCCGUACAAUAA
This is a messenger RNA of Aquila chrysaetos chrysaetos, 1808 nucleotides long. RefSeq names its product G2/M phase-specific E3 ubiquitin-protein ligase-like. The record is from RefSeq and is a predicted model, not a curated record. Gene Ontology annotation, cellular component: nucleus. Lineage: Eukaryota; Metazoa; Chordata; Aves; Accipitriformes; Accipitridae.